Fomitiporia mediterranea MF3/22 is the source of this 1446-nucleotide messenger RNA. RefSeq lists its product as uncharacterized. Bases 1 to 1446 code for a protein of 481 amino acids. NCBI's taxonomy places the organism in Eukaryota, Fungi, Basidiomycota, Agaricomycetes, Hymenochaetales, Hymenochaetaceae. The transcript has 9 exons. The record is from RefSeq and is a predicted model, not a curated record.
AUGUACUACGCUGAUCAUAUAUCAAGUAGCAGACUUACUCAUUUCAACCCAUGCACGCUCAAGCAUGCCCACAACGCGCCCACUCUCACGUCGCGUGUUCAAUGGAGCACCGGACGGUCUCAAACGGGUUUAACCGAUUCCCAACAAAGGAGUGUUCCCGUCAGAGACACCAAAUAUCUAUCCAAGAGCACAGAGGAAGACGCCCAUGGUUCCAAUUAUUCGCCGGGUCCAUCGGAAAUGGACGAGCUAGACGAGUUGAUACCGUCAGAUGAUGAGCAGCCUCCGCCAUGCAGUCACCCAUCAACCGGAACCUCCGAGCCGUCACGGCCUUCAUAUACAGCCAGGAAGGCUCUUUCUACCAGCGAGGACACGUAUUCCGCCCGCUCCUAUUCGGAUUCGUCGGAUACGGAAAGGCGCCAACCAAGUUUUCCGGGGAACAGGGACAUUAUUGACAGCCGUUUCCCUAGUGCCAGUCCCAGCCCACCCACACAACACAGUACUGAGCUUGAGACACCCUCACCACUUAGUGACACACCAUGUCGCUGGGAUCAUUCAUACGACUCCGCGUCUACAUCGCUCGGCUUGCAUCUUAGCCCGAGCAGAAAGCCUUUGUCAAAAGAUGAUGCGCUAGACCGUGUUGGUUCAUGGCGUGCUGAAUCGCUUCGAAAUGGAGCGGACAGGGAUAACUCACGAUAUGAACGCUAUGGUCCCGAAAGUCGUCACAAUAUAUCGAGAAAUGUGCGCGCGGCUUACUCGCCAUCAAUAGCAACGUCUUCCACUCCGUCAAGUCCUCGACCCGUUCUUCCAUCUAUACAUCAUCUUAAUGCUACGCUGCCUGUGAACACAGGCAACACUCCUGGUGUCAUGCAUUGGCGGUUUCGAGAACCAGCGGAGUCGCGCAACUUAAAGCGUAUCAGUCCCGCUUAUCAGAGCUCAGCGGAUCAUUAUGACAAUUCCCGCUCAUCGACGGCUUCGCCAAACGCACUCCCGCCUUUGUUACCUCACAUAAAAAUGAUCGCGCAGGGCUAUUCGGCACAUCGUCCAGAUGUGCCAUUGAUGCCUCUCCCCGUCGUCCCGCACCCAGCUGUAACGAAUCCGGCACCGGCACGAAACAAGAAUGCUUGGAAGGACUAUGCUCAGUUAAUCUCAGGACCGAACGACCAGACCGAGUUCCGCUGCGUCUGGCGUGUCGGUUUUGCCGGAGAGUCUACUGAUCAUUGUGGAUAUACUGCCAAACGGCACCUAGUGAAACGCCACAUUGAAACGCGCCAUCUGCAAUUCAAGUACGAAUUCUGUAUUUGCCGUAACAUACCGGAGCCAAACCUCAUCCGUGCCGCUACGUUGACUGCGACAAGACCUUCAGUGAUCCCGCCAGGAGACACAAGCACAUGGUCGAGGCCCAUGGGUACAAUCCACAAGGUCCUCGGAAACGUCAUCGCACCGUAG